UUAAUAAUAAUGUUGCUCUGUUUGGUAGUAAAAAAUCAAUAAUUAAAAUUUGCUUUUAUUGAUCAACAAAGUGACACCUUGAUCGAACUUAGAAAACAAAGUACAGCAAACAAUCAAAUAAAAUGUUAGUUUACUUCAUAAACUAUUAAUAAAGCAAAAAAAAUCGAGUUAGAAAUAGGUCAGAACAAGAAUGGUCAAGAAGAGUCAUUUGCGCCUCUGUUAUCUUGACCACAUUAAUAGUUGAAGACAUUCACAGUUGGUCUGUUCAUAACUAACAGUGUUUGGUUGACAUUAAUUUUACAAAACAUUGGCUCCAGUCUGCUGACAAGCUGUACUUGUCAAAAUUGAGUGUUAAACAUGUUAAUAAAGUUAAUUUAAAUUGUCAUUUCGAUGUCUUGCUUCUGUCUCAGUGCAACUCUUUCAUUGGCUGGUAUCUGUUUUACCGUUGCUGGAACGGUUGUCAUCUAUUUCCAAGCUUCACAAGAUUCACAAUUAGCUGACUUUUGGCUUCUGUUGGUCAUUUUACUCGGCAUUGGAUCUGGUUUGACUCUUUUUGGUACCAUUUGUGGUACACUUACAUAUUGUUGUAAUAAAUCCCGUAAUGAUAAUAACAAAGUUGAAUCGUCUGCAACCAAACGUGCCUGGUCAUCGGAUGAUCCUUAAAAGUAGCCAUUAAACCAACCUCAGCAGAUCGCCAUCAAUUGUGCAAGUUGUAAGCUUUAAUCUAAAGGUAAAUUCAUGAAAGUCAAGUAUUUGAAUGACAAUGAAAUGGUUUUGCUGUUGAUUCAAUCAAACACUGAGAAGUCUGUUAAUUCAAGUUCAAGCUAUUAGAGGAAAAAGACAUUAAUCUUUGAAUUUAUUGAAUCAGCUAAAUAAAUGGAAAUGAUUAAACAUUGUGUCUUGUUGAACAGUCUUAAGAUGUCACCAUUGAGCUGAAUCUGAAACCAGAAUCGAUUAGUUUCAUUCUGACAUGGACAGUGUUGCUACUGCAAACCUUUGCUCAUAACAAACCUUUUGUAUUCAGUUUCAUUCUGAACUUUAUCCUAAUGUGGCUACAUAUCUGGACUAUAAAAGAUACUCAAGACAAAAGUUAACAAGUUAACCAACAAUUUGACAAGUCAUUUUUUAUACAAAAAACAUUGACAAUCGGGUCAUUUGACAAUUUGUGAUCUUUCAAUCAUGUUUAAAUGUUUACAAAAAUUAAACUUUAUAUGUAACAAAUAUCAUUAACUGUUAUUGAAAGUAUUUUCAGUCAAUCUUUUGAACAAAAUUGUCUAUCCAAUCCUCAUGUUUAUCUGUUUGUGAUAUAAAUCAAUGUGAAGAUCAAAUUUGCGAACAAAAUCAUCAAAAAGCCUGCUAAAUCUAUCAAAAACAAUGAGUUUAUCAACAAUUUUAUUUACAAUUGUUUCCUUUUUUACCCUUUACCAUUCAAUAGGAGCCAUUGAUUGUUUCAAAUGUGUCUCUUUCAAUGGAAGUAAUAAAAUGUGUGAAGAUCCAUUUCAUAACAAUUAUUCAACUGAAAUCCUGGAAUCACCAUGUUAUGCUGGAAGGAAAAGUCGUAAUGGAGUGUUUCCAGCUACAGCUUGUAUUAAAUUAAGCGGUGUAUUUGAUUCUGGUGUUUCCAUGGUUGUCAGGGAUUGUGCAUUGGACAGUGGAUCGUUAACCACCGAUACUGAAUUGGUUCGGAUGUCACAUUGUGGUGCAUUUUAUUUUGAUCACAGAUAUGUUAGUGGUUGUGUUCAAAGUUGCUUCGAGGAUGCUUGUAACACUUCAUACACAAUUAACCUUCCUCUAAUCACUUUUGUUGCAUUAAUUAUGCACAAUCUAAUAUUUUCAAAGCUUUUUCUUACAACUUUCAUCAACUAAAUGUAAAAAUAAAUUCAUGUUGAAACAA
This is a messenger RNA of Tetranychus urticae (two-spotted spider mite), 1894 nucleotides long. The record is from RefSeq and is a predicted model, not a curated record. Lineage: Eukaryota; Metazoa; Arthropoda; Arachnida; Trombidiformes; Tetranychidae.